AUGCUGCAUGCGACGUUCAAAGUGGUCCGCUGUCCCUUGCACAGGUCUGUCAUCUUCAAUAAAAGGAUAUGGCCCCGCUCCUUCUGCUCCACAGAGACCCAAUCAGUUCAGGGGGAUGACACCGCAGAGACCCGUCUGAACCCCCUUAACAUCCAGAUGCUGUCAAGAAAUCUCCACGAGCAGAUCUUUCGGGGGUUAGAGCCCUUAUAUAGAGAAGAACAUGUGGAACGUGGUGUGAGGCACUUGCAGAAGCAUCAGCUCUGGGGGAAAGAAACAUCGCUGUUGCAAGAAGUUGAGCUGAAGCUUCCUAAAAUGUACGGGGACAAUAUUGACGAGCACUUCCGGGUUUUGGCUCAAAAGCAGAGUCUUCCCUACCUGGAAGCUGCGGCCGAGCUGCAACAAGCAGAACUUCCUCCCAUGCCUCAGGAGUGGACAUGGCAAGUUGGCUGGACCCGCUACGAGGCCAAUGGGGAGAGUCGCAGGGUUGACUUUCCGGAUGAGACGGCACUCGUGUUCGAUGUGGAGGUGUGCAUGGCAGAGGGACAGUGUCCGACAUUGGCAGUGGCUUUGUCUCCAUCACAUUGGUACUCUUGGUGUAGCAAACGUCUGAUCGAAGAGCGCUACUCCUGGUCAAACCAUCUCAUCCUGGCUGACCUCAUCCCACUGGAGACACCAUUGAACUCGGUUCGCCCACCGGGAGGACAGUGGAAGGAACGGCUCAUUGUGGGCCAUAAUGUCAGUUUUGACAGAUCUCACAUAAAGGAGCAAUAUUUGCUCAAGGGGUCGAAAGUGCGCUUCAUGGACACAAUGAGUCUUCACAUGGCUAUCUCGGGCCUGACUGGCUUCCAACGUACACUAUGGAUGGCGAAUAAACUGGGGAAGAAGGUGGGCCUUCAGGAAGUCAGCCAGCACAUGAAAAAAGUGAGACAGAAAAGAGAUGGUCCAAAGAUUGGCUUUUGGGAUUGGGCGAAUAUAAGCAGUCUCAACAAUUUAGCUGAUGUCCAUGCCCUAUAUGUGGGAGGGCCACCACUGCAGAAAGAGAUUAGAGAGACCUUUGUAAAGGGCACCAUGAUGGAUGUCAGGAACCACUUCCAGGAGUUAAUGCGCUACUGCGCCUCAGAUGUUCUGGCCACCCAUCAAAUAUUCUUAGAACAGCUACCUCUCUUCAUGGAAAGAUGUCCCCAUCCAGUCACAUUUGCGGGAAUGCUGGAGAUGGGUGUAAGCUACCUUCCCGUCAAUCAGAAUUGGGGGCGAUACCUGGAGGAUUCCCAGGACAUUUAUGAAGAGCUCCAGAGGGAGAUGAAGAAAUCUCUCAUGACUUUAGCUGAUGAUGCAUGCCAGCUUCUAGAGAAUGAGAGAUUCAAAGAGGAUCCUUGGCUUUGGGAUCUUGAAUGGGACGUGCAGGACUUCAAGCUGAAAAAAAUGCCAGCCAGAAAAAAGAAGCAGCCAGAAAAAGCAGUUGUUUCCCAAACUAUUGCUCCUUCAGAAGACUGGAUGGAAGAUGCAGGUCCACCAUCUGAAGAAGACACUGCAGCGGUUCCUUUUCCCGGCAGGCUGGCUAUGGAUAAACUGAAAGAAACAGUGAAUCUACUUCCGAAAAGAAAGCAACAUCUGCCUGGACACCCUGGGUGGUAUCGUAAGCUAUGUGAGAAGAUGUCAGCAGACUGCUGGUCACCUGGAGCAAGUCUUAUAAGUCUUCAGAUGAGAUUGACUCCGAAACUAAUGGGUCUGACGUGGGAUGGAUUUCCUCUGCAUUACACAGAGAAACAUGGCUGGGGGUAUCUAGUUCCAGGACGCAAGGAUAACCUGGACUCCGAGGGGCGGAACAGUGGGUCAGCUAUUUGUCCUCACAGAGAGAUAGAGCGCAUUUACAGAGAUUACUGUGGGCAGAACAGCAAGGAUGGGCCUGACUGUUCACCAUCUGAUGACCUUAUGUGGACAGACAGCGAUGUUUGGGUGAAGGUGGAGGAGUAUGGCUCACUGGAGCGACUAACAGAAGAACAUGGAGACAAAGCAGAAAAAAAUGGGCAACAUAUUUCCCGCAAAUCCCAACCCGUCCCAGAGGACAGUCACUGCCACUAUCACCAAGGAAUUGGUCCUUACAACGAUAUAAACAUACCGGGGUGUUGGUUUUUCAAAUUACCACAUAAGGAUGGUAAUCAAAAUAACGUUGGAAGUCCCUUUUCAAAAGACUUCUUAUCAAAGAUGGAGGAUGGUACUCUCAGAGCUGGAAGGGGUGGGACCAAUGCUACGCGUGCUUUAGAGAUUAAUAAAAUGAUGUCCUUCUGGAGGAACGCUCAGAAACGCAUAAGCUCUCAGAUGGUGCUUUGGCUGCGGAAAGGAGAGCUUCCUCGUUUCGUAAGCAGGCACCAGGGGUUUGAUGAUGAGGGGCAGUACGGCGCUAUAUUACCACAGGUUGUCACAGCUGGAACUGUCACGCGAAGGGCUGUGGAGCCAACAUGGCUUACUGCCAGUAAUGCACGUAGGGACAGAGUGGGCAGUGAGCUGAAGGCGAUGGUUCAAGCACCACCAGGUUAUCACCUUGUUGGAGCCGAUGUGGACUCUCAAGAGCUGUGGAUUGCAGCUGUGCUCGGAGAGGCUCACUUUGCUGGCAUGCAUGGUUGUACAGCAUUCGGCUGGAUGACGCUUCAAGGAAAGAAGAGCCAGGGGACCGACCUACACAGCCGUACAGCCGAUGCCGUGGGCAUCAGCAGGGAGCAUGCCAAAGUGUUUAACUACGGCCGCAUCUACGGCGCAGGACAACCCUUUGCAGAAAGGCUGCUGAUGCAGUUCAAUCAUCGCCUAAGUCAGACAGACGCUGCCAGUAAGGCCAGACAGAUGUAUGCUUUGACGAAGGGGCUACGCAGAUACAAACUGUCAGACGAAGGUGAAUGGUUAGUCACUGAGCUGGGAAUAGAAGUAGAGAGGGAGGAAGAUGGAAGUGUAUCGCUCCAGGAGUUACGGAAGAUCAGUAGACUGGCCUCACAGAGCUCACGACGGAGGAAAUGGGAUUUGGUUGGCAAACGAAUGUGGUUUGGAGGGACUGAGUCGGACAUGUUCAACAAACUGGAGAGCAUCGCACAUUCACCUCAGCCAGCUACACCUGUACUGGGCUGUAGGAUUAGCAGAGCUCUGGAGCCCAAGGUUGUAAAAGAUGAGUUCAUCACCAGCAGAGUGAACUGGGUGGUCCAGAGCUCUGCAGUGGAUUACCUUCAUCUAAUGCUCGUGGCAAUGAGGUGGCUCUUUGAGGAACACGACAUCGACGGCCGCUUCUGCAUCAGCAUCCAUGACGAGGUACGAUACCUUGUGCGCAGCGAGGACCGAUAUCGGGCAGCGCUGGCAUUGCAGGUCACCAACCUUCUUACAAGGAGUAUGUUUGCGCAUGCAUUAGGCAUGCAGGAUCUUCCGCAGUCGGUCGCUUUCUUCAGUGCAGUUGACAUUGACACCUGUCUGAGAAAAGAGGUCACCAUGGACUGCGUGACCCCCUCCAACCCCACGGGUGUGGAACGAAAAUAUGGCCUUCCUCCUGGUGAAGCCUUGGACAUCUACCAAAUAGUUGAUAUCACAAGAGGCUCCCUUAAUAAAGGAAAAUAG
Molecule: messenger RNA, 3594 nt
Organism: Nerophis lumbriciformis (worm pipefish)
Lineage: Eukaryota; Metazoa; Chordata; Actinopteri; Syngnathiformes; Syngnathidae
Source: RefSeq, a predicted model, not a curated record